Molecule: messenger RNA, 1731 nt
Organism: Panthera uncia (snow leopard)
Lineage: Eukaryota; Metazoa; Chordata; Mammalia; Carnivora; Felidae
Gene: JAM2
Product: junctional adhesion molecule 2
Exons: 10
Coding region: 470-1453 (327 amino acids)
Biological process (GO): leukocyte tethering or rolling
Cellular component (GO): cell surface; tight junction; protein complex involved in cell adhesion
Source: RefSeq, a predicted model, not a curated record
CCCCGGGGACAGCUGGCAGCCCCCGCGCCGGACCAGACACAAAGCCGAUCAAUCCCGGCGGCGCGGGGGCGGGGGGACGCCCGCCGGGUCUUCCCUUCCGCUCCUCGCCUCCUUCUGCCCCCUCAUUAGGACCCAGCCCACACCUCGCCCGGCAUCCACUGCCCUCCCGCUCCCACCCUCCACCCCACAAAAGGAACAGCCCAGACCCCCCCCCCCCCCCAGUCCCCGGCCAAGCCAGACCUGCCCCUAGGCGGCCGGCUGAGAAGGCGCCCCCGGCAGGGGGAAACUGACAUCCAUUGGGGUCCGCCCACCGCUCCCCUGGUCUCCCCGGAGCCGGCCUCUCCUCUCCUGCCCCAGAAGUUCAGCCCCCGCCCGGCCCCCACCCCCCACCCCCCAGCCCGGGCCCUCCCGCGCUCCGGCCGCCGGGACCCUCGGCUUCCGAGGCGCAGCCAGCUCGGACCCCGAGAAGAUGGCGAGGAGGAGCCGCCACCGCCUCCUCCUGCUGCUGCUGCGCUACCUGGUGGUCGCCCUGGGCUAUCAUAAGGCCUAUGGAUCGUCUGCCCCAAAAGGCCAUCAAGUAGUCACAGCAAUAGAGUAUCAAGAGGUUAUAUUAGCCUGCAAAUAUGCAAAGAAGACCAUGUCCUCCAGGUUAGAGUGGAAGAAACUGGGCCGGAGUGUCUCCUUUGUCUACUACCAACAGUCUCUUCAAGGUGAUUUUAAAUAUCGAGCCGAGAUGAUAGAUUUCAGUAUACGGAUCAAAAAUGUUACAAGAAAUGAUGCUGGGAAAUAUCGUUGUGAAAUUAGUGCCCCAUCUAAGAAAGGCCAAAACCUGGAAGAAGAUACGGUUACUCUGGAAGUACUAGUGGCUCCAGCAGUACCGUUGUGUAACGUCCCCAGCUCUGCUCUGAGUGGAACUGUGGUAGAGCUGCGAUGUCACGACAAAGAAGGGAAUCCAGCUCCUGAGUACACGUGGUUUAAAGAUGGCGUCAAUUUGUUAGAGAAUCCGAGACGUGGCCCCCAAGGCAGCAACAGCUCAUAUACAAUGAAUACAAAAUCUGGGACUCUGCAAUUUAACACUGUUUCAAAACUAGACAGUGGAGAAUAUUUCUGUGAAGCCCAUAAUUCCGUGGGACGUCGCAGGUGUCACGCGAAGCGAAUGCAAGUAGACGAUCUCAACAUACGUGGCAUCAUAGCAGCUGUAGUAGGUGUGGCCUUUGUGAUUUCUGUUUGUGGCCUUGGUGUGUGCUAUGCUCAGAGAAAAGGCUACUUUUCAAGGAAUGGCAAUACGGCAGUGAACAAAACAGACCAAAUAACUCUCUGCCUCACGGAGCUUACAUUGAAAAAGAUGGACAAUACACACAAAUGUAAACUCUGCAGUUUGUCAGAUUGUCAUAGUAUUGUGGCGAAAACUAAAGCGGGAGAAGUAAUUCUGCAUCUAAAGCCACCACAAUGAGUGAAAAUGAUUUCAAGCAUACAAAAUCUUUUAUAAUUUAAAAUAAUGCCACCUUUGAGAUACACCAAAACCACAGUUGUUACACCAAGCUAUUAAAAGAUUUAAAUCUCUGCUUUGUCUUACAUCUGCAAGGAGGUACAUGAGGAGAUUAAAUUGGUAUUUCAUUCUAAUUUUUAUGAUCGCUAAAUUACUUGAAAUUGUUAUUUUAAACAAAUAGUUCUGUCAGCACCUAAAUAAAAUACGGUCUGGCUUCUUGUGUCUGGACAAAGUUAAAAGAA